Hepatospora eriocheir is the source of this 1083-nucleotide messenger RNA. The record is from the annotation of a GenBank genome assembly. Lineage: Eukaryota; Fungi; Microsporidia; Hepatosporidae.
AUGGAAAAAUCAGAAUUAAAAGAGUAUUUUAUAAAGAAAAACGAUUUACUUUUAAAAUUAGAUAUUCAAUCAAUAGAAAUAGCUGGUUCUAUACUUUUACAAAAGACUAUAGAGAUUGAGAUAAGUGAAUUUACUAUUUCUGUUUUAGAGUUUUUUACUAAAUUUAAUGAAUCAUCAUAUAAAAUACAAAAUAACAGAGUUUUAUUCAAACCAGGACCAUUAAACAAAACAAAUAGCAAAGUUAUUUUGAACAAUGAUUUCUUAAUUCCAAUACUUAGAGUAUUGUUAUUAAUUGGUCAUGCUUUUAAAAAUAAUUUAAAUGUGAGAAUAGAAAAUGUGAUUACAAAUGAUCUUGAAUCAAUUGACAUGUAUCAAACAGCAUUCUGGUUACUAUUUAAAAACUUUAACAUUCAGGGAUAUAACUUACAGAUAAUAAGAAGAGCUUUUUAUAAAAAUGAUAUAAAUGAAGUUAAUGGAGGAAUAAUCAAUCUAAGAAUUAAAAAACAUUCUACUGAAAUAGAAAGUAAAAAAUAUGAAUCUAAAACUGUAUUAAACAAAAUAAGAACUAUAUUAGUAUCCAGUAGACUUAAUUCAGAAUUUAUUAAAAGAAUGACUGAUGUUGUUUUACCAUCAAUGAGACAGUUAUCAAAAAAUGCUAAAGUCUUUUCUCAGUGCUGUAAUAAAUUAGAUUCAGGUUUAUGUCCUGGAUAUGAAUGUAAUGUUUAUUGUGAAUCAAGGGAAGGGGUUUUUUAUGAAACACUUAACUAUAAUUCAGUUAAAAAUUUUUAUAAAAGUAUAAAUUAUACUCCAGAAAAUAUAGCAAACUUUUCAUUUUUAAAUAUGAUGAAUAGUGCAUCAAAACAAUAUAUCUUUGAUAGAAAAUUAUACUUUGCAUAUUUAUUUUAUAUGGGGUUAGGUAGUGGUUUAAGUACGUUUAUACUUAGAGAAAUUGAUGAAGAUUUAAAUGAAUUAGUGAAAGUAUUAGAAAAAUCUUUAGGAUGUAAAAUAAUUAUUAAACAGGACAGACCCAACUAUAAAAUAAAUAUCAUAGGAAUAGGAUAUUUAAAUAAAAGUAAUAUUUAA